Messenger RNA from Sebastes umbrosus (honeycomb rockfish), 7182 nucleotides. RefSeq lists its product as uncharacterized. The coding region runs from base 2654 to 6637 and encodes 1327 amino acids. The transcript has 7 exons. The record is from RefSeq and is a predicted model, not a curated record. Gene Ontology annotation, biological process: positive regulation of transcription elongation by RNA polymerase II. Gene Ontology annotation, molecular function: protein binding. Lineage: Eukaryota; Metazoa; Chordata; Actinopteri; Perciformes; Sebastidae.
UUUAUUCAGUUUGAAUUUCACCAUGAAUCACACAUAUGAUGUUUGUAAUAAUAAUUUUGCAAGUCGAGAAAGUCACAGUUUGUUGUAAAAAAGUAUCAGACUAUGAGAAUACGUAAUUAGAAAGACCACACACCCAAAACUCGCGUAAGAGACGUAUCUCUCGCUGAAGCUACGAUGCCUGUGUGUUUCGUAAUGGGAUGUACUCACACGAGCAACGGGUCUCGCUCGUUUUUUCACUUCCCAGCUGAUUAAAAGGACCAGGAGUCGCUGGAUAACACACAUUAGGUAAGAUAAUGUUUCAUUUGUGCGUGGAACAUAGCUAAGUUAGCUGGCUAGCUGGCAAAAAACUAAAUGAUACUACGACAAACUGACUUUCUCGACUUACAAAAUGUACCUUUUAAAUUGCCAAACAUAAUAUGUGUGAUUUAUGGUGCAAUUCAAACGGGAUCAAAAAAAAUAUUUGUCUCAUUGUUGACUAGCGUACAUAUUUUUUCUCAAAUAAGGUCCCACGGGGUCCACCGGAAGGGGCGGGACUUGCUUCUCUAUUACACUCAGUUUCAAAGAAAUCAAGAAAAUGUGUAUUUUUUUUUCUCUUUCUCUCUCUGGUGGUUAAAUAUUACAAAAAAAAUGAUUUCCUGCCACUGAGAAUCAAUGUUUAAUGACCUAAUCAGAUAUGUGUAAAGCUUCUGCUUCUGUUUUGGUAGUGGUUGUUCCUCUUCUUGCUUUGCUAUGUACCACAGUAAUGUACAUGUGCCAAAUGACACCGCUACCGCUGCGACUGCCAAUACCGAAUGCAAGAACUUCACACACACUCAAGACUUUUACAGCAGCUACACUGAAAACACUUGUCAUCUGCUUUGUUUCGUGCGCAGCUUGUGUCGGUGUGACGAGAUGCAUGGGGACGCUGCGUUUUCUGUAUUUGAUUGUGAUCCAUAGAUAUAAAAAGGGUGGAGGUCCCCGUAUGGAUAUUCCUACAGACAGAAAUAGAGCAGACAAAGUAUCCUCCAUCUCGUUGGUAUAGACGGUUAUAGUCCAUGUUUCUAAAGUGAUGUUUCUGUUAAAUGUAAGCCCCUUAACUUUGUAAUUCUUGGGAGAUAUCACAGGAUUCAUGGGGGGCAUUUACUCGUAUCUGAAGGUCUGUAAUCUUAUGAAUGUGUUCAUACAAGACCGUCUCUUAACAGCAUCCGUGUGGGCUAACUGGAGUGCCUCGCUCAUUCAGGAUAGGUCCGAUGGGUGUGCCCAUCAUGACAUGGGUAACCAAUCAAGGUGUCUUUUUCUCAGCAGGUCACUAGUUGGGUAUACUGUAUAUGGAACUCAUCAGUUUUCUACUCUGCAAAAUAUAUGUGAACGUGUACGUAAGAGUUGAUUCUUGUUAUUGGAAUUUUUUAUAAGGUAUAAAACUCUUGAGUUCAGUAUAAUUUACUGCUUCACAAACCCGUAGCCUACCUGGCUUUAAGACUACAGAACAGUACAUGGGAGAAGACACAGUAUUGUCUGUUUUUGCCUGCAUUUCUUUCAAGUACAGUGCUUGUUCUUUAGAAGAAUGCAUAUUCUUAGUGCCGAGCGAGAUGUAGAUACUUAACUGAGUGGAUGAUUAAAAGAAGCACUAGGGGGGUAUAAUGUGUGUUUUUCUUUUUUUUACCUUUGAUUUCCAUGCCAAUUGAAACACGACAGAGGAUGCCUCAUUUUCUCAAAGUAACAAGUUGCCUUCAAGAGUGGACCGACUAAAAGAGGAGGAAUAGAGUAGAGCAAGGGUUUGUGUCAGAACAUCGCAGUGUAAGGAGGCAUAGACCAGAAUUUGCUAAUAGAAAAAGCGGAGAAAAAAAUAAAAGCACAUUUAAACUAUAUAUACAAGAGAAUAUUUGUUAAUUUUAAUGGUUUUAUGUAUUUCUUUUUUUUUUUUAUAUUGAUUUGGGUUUAAUUGUUUCGGGUGCUCUUGGUGAAUGCAUAUGCAAUCAGCUUCUAUGUUUUGAUUGAAAUCAUUCAGUUUGUCUUAAUUAAAUGCAAAGCGAGUUAGUUUAACAGAAUCCUCCAACACAAGUCAUCAGAUACUGGAACACUAAUGGAAAAAUCUCAUUGUGAACUACACCUUAAUCUCUUUGCCUUGGCUCUUAAAGUUGCACAUUCUCAUUUAUGAAUGAAUUAUGUAACUAGCAAUACUGUUUUUAAUAAAAAAGAAAAUGAUUUCUCAGAGCUUUUGUUUUCUUUUGCCUCUUGUUUAUCACAUUAAAAAAAAAAAAUAAUUAUGAAUCAGUGAGGAGCAGUGCAUUAUGGAAAUGGUCUUUUGUGCUUUUACAAAGGAGAAAAGCCUCUUGCCAUGUCAAGGUAGUUUUCCUCAUUGUCAUGUGACAGAGUGGCCAGUAGGUGGCGCCUUGGGGGAAAUGAAGAAACAUGGUCGUGUCUAGAAGGGAGCCCGCAAAUAGCGAAAUCUGAUCCGAGAUCUGCAUAAACUCUCGCGAAACUCGCUGACCGACGACCUAACUCUAACAAUCUCGCGAGAGUUUCUACAGUUUGUUGGUUCCCUUCUAGCCACUACCAAGAAGAAACAUGUAACGCUGCUGCAAUUUCGGAGUUUAACGCUAGUGUCCAGUUUAAUGUCCCAAAACACUUCUUCUGCUGGUGCAACAUGUGAUGCUACUGUGCCGAUGUGGACAUGCAGCGGUACCGGUGGCCAGGUUAUGAGAUGCAGCUUCUCAGAGAGCUGCAGAGACAACAAAACAAUGCCCAAUUCUGUGAUACUCUGCUGCAAACCGAGGGCAUCUCAGUCCCAACCCACAGCUGCAUCCUUGCAGCUCUCAGCCCCUACCUGUCUCAGAAGCUGUCAGCCACCCCGUCUCCUCCAUUGGGCCAGAAGCGUGAGCUCCAGCUUCAGGCUGUGAAGGCCCAGACCCUGCUGAAGCUUGUUAGUCUUCUGUACUCCGGGGAACUGGAGGUAAAAGGAAGUGUAGAGCAGAAUGACGUGUUGUCUGCAGCCCGCCAGUUUGGGAUCACAGACCUUGUUGAAGGACAGACAAAUGGAGGAGGAAAGGAGGGAGAACCCCAGAAAAAAAAUUGUUUUGGGAGUUGCAGAGAGAAAGCAGAAGCAAGCAGAGAGAGGAGUGAAAGCAGAGUGCAAGUUCAGGCUGAGAUGGCUGGAAGGAGGGAUACAGACUCUCCAGUUGAAAAGAGAAGUUGUGUAUCCACAGGCCCAACCCCAGAGCCUGCAUCCUCUGUAGCUCAAAGUUUGGAUUUUUCUAUCUUCUUGCAAUCCCAAAACAUCACAUUUGAUAAACACUUUAGUUCCACUCCUUGCCCACAUGUUUCCAAUGUGCAUAGAGGAGCACGAAGCGAUGGAGAAUCUGCAUUAGACCGAUCCUCUGACAGUGUAACAAAUCCCAUGUCAACUUCAACUUUGUCCAGCAACGUGAUGACCUUCCCCAUUUCCCUAAGUGAUGACUCAAACUCCCCAACAUCUCAGGAAGAUGGCGCCUACCAGCAGCCAUCUGAGUUUGGGGACAAUAUACAAGUGUUGGCUGAAGAAGGGACAGGAUUGGAAGAUGGAGAAACAAAUGGCAAACCAGCUGACAAUAGAGAAAAUACAGAGCAGCCAACCCACAGCUGCAGAGAUGAGAUGCGAGGAGAGGAAAACUCCACAGAGAAAAGGCAUGCACAUGCAAAUUUAGGGAUAAAGAGCCUGGCUAAGAUGAAACAGAUGCAGCAGAUGAUGGAGACGGAGACUGCACAGAUUUCUAUCAAGGUGAAGCUGAGGAGGAGGACCAAAGGAGAAGUGUGGGAGGUUGUGAGCCUUCAAGACGCAGAUGAGACGUUGUCAGUUCUUACCUCCUUGAAACAGAAUGGGUCCAACCACAAAAGGCCGCAGACCGACCUUACAAACAGUGAGCCUCAUCCCUCCUCUGUCCAGCCAGGCCCAAUUCAUAAACCAGAGACCCAGAUUGUUCAACAUGCUACCGCCAUCUCCCCCGAACCACCACCUCACCCCAUCACCCCCUCUGCCUCCCAGCUUGUCUCUAGUGACUGCUUCGCCCCAAACCAAAAUGACGGCCUCGAGUCAGUCCCACUGCCCCAGCCUCCGGGCACUGCAGAGGAGUGUGACGAGCAGAUAGAGAAGCUGUUGGAGGACAUCAUGAUGGGCCUGAACAUCCUGCCAAACUUGGAGAGGGACUGCAAGAAAUCUCAUUAUCUUCCACCAAACCAUGACGGAGCACCGGCCAUUUGCCAGGUCCCAGUUACAGAGAACGAGCGACAGCAGAGUCGGAUGCAUGCUGCCGUCAGUCCAGCAGGGUGCGUGUAUUACCAGGAUUUUGGGACGCAAAUUGGUCUCUCAUCAACCGAUACAGGUGUCUAUUGUUGUUUUACAGCUCAGAACCAGCCCAGCUGCUCAAGCCUUUCAUCUGUACAGCCAGCUGCUGUGCUAAUCCAGCAGCAGGAGCAGCAGCACUCCUCUCAGUAUCACUCAUCUGUCACACCAAUGGGGCAAAGAGAUGGAGCUAUUCACCAGGUCAUGCCACCGUCCAAAAGUAAAAAUUGUCCAUAUCCUGAAGUACCCACAACCACAUCAGUCAUACCCACAGCUCUCUUCUCCAGUGGGCAGAAGCUACUUACUACCCUUACUUAUUACCCACUAUGCCAGGAACCGUCUUCACAAGAUAGUCGGAACAUCCUAGAGUUUUUACCCCUGACGAAUGGAAAUGAGGCGCAGUCCUCGCAUUCUUUACCUUGCAUGGAUGAAUUGCAGCUUCCUCCAUGUCUCUCUCCAUUAGAGCCAUCUACCUCAGCAGCAAAACAUCAGCCUGCCCUCAACAACUCAACGGACCAAAGCGAUAAAAUGCAGCCACAGCCGUCUCUACAUAGGCGACCCUGGCUCACAGUAAACCCUGGAUCACUACAAUUUCCUCUCAGUGCCAUCACUCACAAAGCAAAUGAAAGUACGUCUUCACCACAGGAUACAAACCGCAGCUCUUCGUCGAAGCAAUGGCAGAAGCAUCUGGAGUUGAAUCCACAAAGUGGUGGAGCCCGGGCAGCAUCUUGUACUGUGAACGAAGUGGAAGACAGAGGAGCAGUAUCUGCUGGUCAUCAAGAUGUGGCAGAACUGGAAUCUGAUCCCAGGAAGAUGAAGAAAAGUUUAAAAUGUAGACAAGGUGACACUAAAGGUGAUGCUGCAGCGCCUAAAAGGAGGAAGCGGAAGCGCCCAGGUCAUCCACAAGAAGCCGAUUCUCUUUUCCAUACAUUCAAGCUUGUGAAAGUCAGCGAUGGAACAAAGCGGCAAAUCAACCUGAGCCUUUGUUCAGUCAGUUUGUCGAGCAACAACGUGCUGGCGAGGGAAAGAGAAAUGGCCGCCAGUUCUUCAACCCCGGCAAACAAAUUAGUAGGGAAACCAAAUGAACCAUCGACCAUCACAGAAAGUCAAGGAGAGAGAACCAGCGGGGAUCUCAACACUGACCAGACACAGAUCAGGACCAGGGGCUUCUUAAAAAAACCUCAAGAGAUGCCAAGUAACUCAAUUUUAAAACCCAGGGCCGGCAGAGCUCAGAUUGUGAAUAAAGAAGGAAUCCUCAAGCGGGGACCCGGAAGGCCACGGAAAAAGAAGGUCGAAGAGAGCCCUCCAGAGAGCUGUCCUGCCGUCAUUGAUAAACAGAGCCGCGAUGUAAAAAGUGAGGCACAAAUUGACAGCAAUUUGCCAAAGGAGGGGAGCGAAAAACCAAAGAGAAAGCGUAAAAAACGGAUCAGGAAUAGAAGUGAGGCGGAGGCAGUUCCACUUAAGAAGACCAUAAAUGCUGAGGAAGGCAAUAACAAUGAUGUAAUCCCAGCGGGAAGUAAAUUUGGGGCACCCAAACGGCCACAGAUGGUCAAUCUGAAGGAGUUUCAAAAGCUUAUCAAACGCCAACACUCAAAAACAAGAAAGUCAAAAGAAGCCAAUGAAACAAAUGAAACUGCAAGAGAUGUCGAAAGAGAAGAAGGGAAGGCGUGUGGUGGCAGAUGUGAAGAAUUAACUAAGGAGACUGAAGUGGACAUUGCUCAGCCUCAGAACAGGGACGGGAUUAAAGAGUCUCACGCCCUCGUCUAUGUCACAGGUGACAAAAAUCACAAUCAGAUUUUCAACAAACCAACAGCAGAGUAUGGCAAAUCACAGCUACAUGUGAGAAACAUUUCUACUAGUCAGGAGACCAGUCUGUUUUGUGAUGAAUCCCAUGAUGCAGUGUUUUCCUUUGACGUCUUGGGAGAAGAGGGGGCCAAGUUAGCAGCUGAGACGGAUCAGCCACGGAAGAAUCCUGAUGAAGCACAAAAAGCCUGUGAUGCAGGAGUUCCAGAUACAACACAGCAGACUGCUAUCAACAAUGAAGGCUCGUCUCACAGUGACCUGCACCUGCCUCAAGAAGACAAAGUGCCUUUGGACCACAACUUGAACCCCGAGAGGACUAGUCCACCUCUGUCCCACACUGUUGGGUUCAGCAAGAGCUCAGGCUGCGACCACGAGGAAGAGGAGGAAGUGGAGGUGGACGUUCUGCUUUACUCUCCAGACAAAGUGCCUCAGACUGUAGAGUGUGAGAAUGGACUCGACAACAUGGAAAUAACUCCAGAGGAAGAAGAGGAGGAAGAUGUGAAUGACAUUGAUGUAACUGGAGAUGAGGCAGAGUAACCUUUGUAUGUGCUUAUUUUUUUUUACUAUGUUGUGUGAUUAGUUCAGCACUUUCCUAAUGUUCUCUUUGUUCUGGUUUUAUGUAGGUUCACAGAGAUACCAGGCCAUUAUGCUGUGAAGCUAUAUGUUUUUAUGUCCUUCCUUUUUCUGUUUUCACCAUCAGUCAGUGUCUGGCGAUUAUAAGCAAGAAUAACGGGCUGUGCGCUGGUUUUGACACUUUCAUUUAGUUCAACAUACAAGGUUCAAAUGGAUGUUUAAUUCCCAUUAAUAAUAUGCUAAAAGCAUCGAUUACAUAAAGGGAAAAAAAAGUUCUUACUGUUGUUCACAUUUGUCAAUAAUUUUAUUAAUUGUACAUGUUCAGUAAGAUUUGAAUUGUCAGACUGAUUAAGGUAAAAGCACUUAGCUGCAUUGUGUCUCUCUGAAAGGAACUAUUGUUGAAAAGAAACCUUAUUUUGAGCCUGUAUUUGUAAAGCACACCGUGUUUUCUGUAAAUUACAUAAUUAUGUAAUUAUUAUUAUGGUUUAUUAAAAAAAAAUCCGUCUUUU